Colletotrichum fioriniae is the source of this 443-nucleotide messenger RNA. NCBI's taxonomy places the organism in Eukaryota, Fungi, Ascomycota, Sordariomycetes, Glomerellales, Glomerellaceae. The record is from RefSeq and is a predicted model, not a curated record.
AUGGCUGGCCAGCCGUUUACCAGCGACAGUGUCGCGGAACUCAUCAACAUUGGUAGCUGUGUCCUAGUCGACCUGAACUUCUUCUUGCGAGAUUGUUUCAACACCCACGCCACAAUCGAGCCCAUGAAGUCAAGGCUACGAGAGCUUCAAGCAGUCGUCGACCGAGCAAACACAUUCGCCAAGUGGGCCAUGACCAGCCCUGAAGUUAGAUCUGGCAUCAACACUCAUGUCAGCAUAUGCACCGAAAAUAUCAACAAACUAAAAGGUGACUUAGGCCAGCACACGGCGAAGAACUGCUGGGCCGCUGGAUCGAACAUGAUGUUCAAGGACACAACACUCAGGCAUGCGAACCGUGUGACGGAGUCCCUCACCGCCUUGGGCUUGAACUGCAAUAUUGCACUGAAGUCAUUCAAGCGCUGUAGUGUCAAUGACAGCAGAGACUC